Messenger RNA from Haemonchus placei, 249 nucleotides. NCBI's taxonomy places the organism in Eukaryota, Metazoa, Nematoda, Chromadorea, Rhabditida, Trichostrongylidae. The record is from the annotation of a GenBank genome assembly.
AUGUCAAUCUUACUCAGUAAUAUUCUUACUGAACCAGUGAAAGAGGCUCUCGGAGAAAUCAUCGGCAGAAAUUUGAGUGACGGGCUUGCUGCAUACUACGUUGGAGUUCCAGACCUAUACAAUUCUGAGUUUCAGUACACUGUUCUCUGCGUCGAUGGAACUAGGGGGGCCGCACGCCGUCAACUGGCUCAAGCCCUUAUUUUAGGUGACAGAUGUUCCCUACUGCCUCAAUGUGACAUGAGUGGAUAA